Molecule: messenger RNA, 4262 nt
Organism: Fukomys damarensis (Damara mole-rat)
Lineage: Eukaryota; Metazoa; Chordata; Mammalia; Rodentia; Bathyergidae
Gene: Prelp
Product: proline and arginine rich end leucine rich repeat protein
Exons: 3
Coding region: 112-1260 (382 amino acids)
Cellular component (GO): extracellular exosome
Molecular function (GO): heparin binding; protein binding
Source: RefSeq, a predicted model, not a curated record
GAACUUCUGGCUGGCUCUCUGCUGCCACAGCCGCACCGAAAGGGUGGGAGGACGAGGAAGACACCGGAGCCCAGAGGAGAGGCAGGUGUGCUCAGGUGCGACACCUGGAUCAUGAAGUCGUCCCUCUGCUGGCUCCUCUCACUUCUCAUCUUGGCCUCUGUGGCCCAAGGCCAGUCAUCAAGAAGACCAAGACCUGGGCCCGGGCCCGGACGCAGGCCCCGGCCCAAGCCCAAGCCCACACCCAGCUUUCCGCAGCCCCAUGAGCCAGCAGAGCCCACAGACCUGCCUCCCCCGCUCCCUCCCGGCCCUCCGUCCGUCUUCCCCGACUGCCCCCGGGAAUGCUACUGCCCCCCGGACUUCCCAUCGGCCCUCUACUGUGACAGCCGCAACCUGCGCACCGUGCCGGUCAUUCCGCCGCGCAUUCACUACCUCUAUCUCCAGAACAACUUCAUCUCGGAGCUGCCGGUGGAGUCCUUCAAGAACGCCACGGGCCUGAGGUGGGUCAACCUGGACAACAACCGCAUCCGCAAGGUGGACCAAAGGGUGCUGGAGAAGCUCCCGGGCCUGGUGUUUCUCUACAUGGAGAAAAAUCAGCUGGAGGAGGUGCCCUCGGCCCUGCCCCCAAGCCUGGAGCAGCUCAGGCUGAGCCAGAACCUCAUCUCCCGGAUCCCACCUGGCGUCUUCCGCAAGCUGGAGAAACUGCUUCUCCUCGAUCUGCAGCACAACAAGCUGAGCGACGGUGUCUUUAAGUCUGACACCUUCCAGGGCCUCAAGAACCUCAUGCAGCUCAACCUGGCCCACAACAUCCUGCGAAGGAUGCCGCCCAAGGUGCCCCCGGCCCUGCACCAACUCUACCUGGACAGCAACAAGAUCGAGACCAUCCCCAGCGGGUACUUCAAGGGCUUCCCCAACCUGGCCUUCAUCCGGCUGAACUACAACAAGCUGUCCGACCGAGGGCUCCCCAAGAACUCCUUCAACAUCUCCAACCUGCUGGUGCUGCACCUGUCCCACAACAAGAUCAGCAGUGUGCCCGCCAUCAGCAACAAGCUGGAGCACCUGUACCUCAACGACAACAGCAUCGAGAAAAUCAACGGGACGCAGAUUUGCCCUGGCAACCUGCUGGCCUUCCAGGACUUUUCCUCAGAUCUGGAAAACGUGCCACACCUUCGCUACCUGCGGCUGGAUGGGAAUUACCUGAAACCACCCAUCCCGCUGGACCUCAUGAUGUGCUUUCGCCUGCUGCAGUCCGUGAUCAUCUAGGCCCUGCCCUGGCUGGACCUUCUCUGACUGCACUUGAAGGCUGGUGGCCCGGGUGCCUGACCCACCAUUUAUUUUUCUGUCUCCCCCUCUUUCACUCCUCCUAUGUCUCUCUUGUUUCCCCUUUCUGAGGACAGGAAAUGCCAUAUGUUUUGCUGCAGCUCUGGAGCAAGAUUUCCUAGGACGUUAUUUGGUCCUGCCCAGUUCAGUCACCCCUGCAGUCACGUCCAAACUUCUGGCCUUCUGUGGUGUCCCUGCUCCAGACACACAGACGACUAAAGACCUCACAUCCCUUAUCCUCUCCUUUUCCACACAACGCUCCUGGGCAAGGCUGGGCCGUGGACUGAGAUCUGAGCUUGAUCCUGGCCCAGUGAGAAGCAGACCCUCCAGGGAAGCUCACAUGUGCACUUCUGGAGAGCCCUCUGGAGACUCCCGGUCCUGGGCAGCUCUGCCCUGAAGAGGCUGAGAAUCCAGGUCUUCUCACCCAAGGAUUCUUUCUGCCCAAACUGCCGUUCCAUCUUCACCCUGCUCCCUGGCACUGAGCCGCUGUCUGCCAGCUGCAUUCCGCAGGAAGGAAGCACAGGUGGCGCUCGGGCUCAGGGUUCCCACAAAAGCCCACAAUCUGGCCAUCUCCGCACAGGGCAGAGUUGGAAGCCCCUCCUCCUUCUGCAGGGUAAACAUGGCACACACUGUCCCGGCUGGGCCUCAGAGAGGAACAGUCACGGAGGAAAAGAGCUGCUCAAGGAGCUAGCCACUGGCUGGAAGGAGAGGGUGGGGUGCAGAGCCCCAGGAUGGGCCAACACUGUGCGUGUGGGUGAGUCUGGCAGUGCCCCUCGCCCAACCUCGACGAGAGGCCCGGCCCCACCCAACCAUCUGUUUUCUGUUAAGUGUGGACGGCCCCGCCACUUCCACUAACAACCCCGCCCCCCGGGGGAGGGAAGGGGGAGACGGGGAAGAAGGGGCGGGGCAUGUAGAAAUCUCCCAGAAGUCUCUUCUGCAUCGAGAAUGGGCCUCUAUCGCCAAAUCAGACACAUCAGCGACACCUGGUGGUUGCUGAAAGUCACAAUUGGUCCGGUCCUCUCACCCGGCAUCUGGGGUGACUGGGGUGAUACUCCAAGGUCAAGGAGCUGGUGUCAGGUCUCAGCUUGGAAGAGCUGUGGGUGAUAGGCAGGGUGUCGCUCCCCUCUGCAAUGUAAAAGGCCAAAAGUCCACGGAGAACGAGCGCAAAUGGGAAGCCUGGGAGCCCAGGUGCAUAGGCCAUUUAGCCUUGAUCCUGCCAGGUCACUCUCUGAGCUCCCACAUCUGUAAACCCAGGCUCCUCUAAGCCCCACCCCCCAGCCCUGUGGUCCCAUCUGCCACCCUCCUCUCUAGAACACACCCUGAUGCAAGACAAGUCCUGGCUGGCAUCCCUUUCUUUGCAGUGAUCUACGGGCUAUCUCUCCCAGGCAGGCUUCUCUGCCUUCCUUACUUGGCCCUGGUAGCUGCUGGGCAGGUCUCCAGGUGGAACCCUCACCUUUAUCUCUGACUUCCUGGGGUGCCGCCCCUUCAUGGCCCCCCGGGGUAUGUGUUGGUGGGGAGUACUGGGAGGAGGAUGUCCUAGAAAUGAGUAAGACAGUCUCAGUAGCCCCCACGAGUUAGGAUGAGAACUGCUCCUGAGGAUCUUAAGACAUUGGAUUAAACUGGGCCCUUAACUUCAAGAAAUCUCCAUCACACUCCUGCUCAACUCUCUUUUGCUAAACACAGAAAACAGUGCCCACUUCAUCCGGGCCUCCUUCCCCUGCGGCUGGUUUCUCCAAGGCUCCUGCUUAGCCAGUCUCUUAGUGUGGCUGUAAGCAACCUGGUGCUACGCCUGGACGAACCCCUUCCCACUCCUCAUGCGCACCUGAAACCUCAUUCUUGUCGACGAGGCCCGUGGGCGAGCACAGCCCUCACGGCUCUCCGGGCAGCCUGGUCCUGCAAACCUGAACUUAGUAUCAGCAGCCACAUCCCAUUGCCCCAUCCAGAGUAAGUCUGCUUCCUCCGCUGCCCUGUGCAGCUGUCAGUCAGAGGGGUGAGAGGGGCCCCCAUCCCUGCACAGUGCUGGUUUCCCUCGGACUCAGCAAGUCCCUCCUCCUGACACAGGCUCUGCUGGCAUCUGCGUACAUAGGUCCGUGCUUUUGGCAUCUGCAGAUUCAGGCGUGGAAGGAGGUGUGUGUGCGUGCUCUGUACACAGUCCUCUCCUCUCUUGCAGACCAUGUUAGCUCUGAACCAACUUUCCCAUUUCAAUGCGCUUCACAGCAGAGGAAAUAAAGUAAUAUGAAAACACCUUGCCUGAACUUGACAAUGUGAACAGGUCGAAAAUCAUACUUUAAAGCUCCUGCCCCUCACCUCUUAUUUGUUUUGAGGAGGACAGUGGAGAAAAGGUUUGAUUCUUAAGAAACCUCUAAGAAAGCUAUCCCAAAGUCUUUUCUUGGAUAAUUUCUCCAAGACUCAUAACCCUCAUGAAAAAAUUAUUCCUAAAGUCGGACCAGAAAUCUAAGAGUUACACUUGAAGCCCCAAGCUCCAGGUUGCUUUGACUCACAGAUACUAAUUGCCGAGGGUCUCCCGGUGCUCACUGCCAAGGAGCAUGGGGAAGACACAGGACAGUCACCUUCACUGGCCACGUAAACCUCAGACUCAUCGGGGCUGUGUAGUGUGACGUGAGCCGUGGGAGAGCCAGGUCAAGGGAAGAAAACAGAGCCGGUCAUCUGGAAUGUUCUACAGGGCACACGGAAGGUCGGCAAAGGUGAGAACAGGGCCCUUGAGCUCUCCGCUCAGAUGGACCCUGACUCUGGAAAAGCGAUGCCACCUCUGGGCCUGCACCAUCUUCUAUGGGACGGACACGGCCGGGUGAUACCCUCACCUCUCCCCACCCCAGCCUGUAAACACCUGCUCUGGUUCGAGUCAGCAAGGGUUCAGCAAUCACUGACUGUGUGCUGUGCUCCCAGCCAAGAAUUCAAGGAUGGGCAGCAUAGACCCUAGCCCC